GAAAAAAACAUCAAGCGUGUUUCACACAAACGACUGCUAUUGCACAUCGCCCUCUGCUUUUCAUUUGUUGUUGUUGUUUUUCGUGGUCCUCUCGCCCCCACUGCAUCACUGGACGGAAGCACACACGCGACAGGGGGAAAGGAACGUCGCUGAAGCCAAGAGUCGCAACGGCGUAAAGGAGAAGGAAACGAUAAAACCGCUGUUUGCUUUCCAGCAAAUCGAAGAAGCCCCUUCCUUUUACUCGUAGUAGACGUAGACGACGCAGUACUGCCAUCGUACAACUGACCGUGUCGGGUCGAUCCGUACCAGCGACACACGCACGGUCUGAGAUUGUGAUACUUUACGAGACAAAAAAGCGGGUUGCGCAGUACAUCGCACAGGAUGGACAAGACAGAGUCGGAUCGUCAGCGCCAGGCCCUCAUCGAGGGCUUCGUAAACAUGUCCGAGGUGGACGGCAUGGACACCGGCAAGGGCGAGGACUUCCUCUUCACGGGUCAGUCCGGCAAAGGUCAGGACUACGUGGACAUGGAUGCAGAGGACGACAGUGGUAUCCGGCUUGGCAACGCUGAGCUGAAGGAGAACACAAACAUUUAUAAAUCGGCCUUCCACAUCUUCAAGGCGAACGUCGGCACGGGUGUCUUCAUGCUCCCUACCUUCUACCCCGAUGCGGGGUACGUCGUUGGUGUGAUCUUAGGUAUCUUCAUCGGCUCCGUGGUGAUCGAUUGCACACAGCUGCUUAUUCACGUGAAGGUGACGAUCAACCGCCGCGACGUGACGACGUACUCGCAGGUGUGCCGCUACGUCUGCGGCAAAGGUCUUGGCUGGUUCCUCUUCGUGGCGAUGUGCCUCACGCAGUUCGGUUUCUGCCUCAUGUACUCGCAGCUCUUCGCUGAGACGAUGGGCGAGCUCGUCACCUUCAACGGUUCCAAGUACCUGUGGGUAUCGCUGAUCUUGAUGAUGGCCUUCCCGAUGACGUGCUUCUCCGACAACCUGUCUCUGCUCGCCAUGGCCUCCGUCAUCGCCACUGUCGGCGUCUUCUACGCGCUCAUCUGCUGUCUAGUUGAGACGUGCAAGGUACUCGCGCAGAAGGGCAUUCACCCCUCCAUCAAUCCCGCGGGUAACCGCAUCCCGGUAGGCUGGUUCAACAACCUCGCGAACAACAUGAUGGUGCUGGAGGGGAUUGCGAUUGUCCUGCCGGUGCACGCCGCGUGCACGCAGAAGAAACUCGUGCCUAUGAUGGUGACCUGCGUGAUUAUCUGUGUCAUCGUGUGGUACCUGAUCUUCGGUCUGACCGGCUACCUGGCGCACGGCACGACCAUGACGACGUCGCUGAUCGCCGCGGUGGAGCACUCCCCGUGGGGGACGAGCAUCCGUGCCUUCUUCCUCGUGAACGUCAUCUUCACCUACCCGCUGCAGUUCAUGUCCGCCAUGCAGCUGAUCGAUCAACUAGUCGGCUGCAAGCCGCGCAGCUGGAUCGGCAUGGGCCUUCGCCUCCUCAUCAAUUUGAUCGUCUGGGCCCUCGCCAUGGCGAUGCCGACCUCUGCGGUGAACGUCGUUGUCGGCUUGAUCGGCGCGCUGCCGUCCGCCUGCAUGGUGAUGAUCAUCCCCUCUCUUCUCGCCCUCCACGUCGACUACGCCGUGGAGCACCCAGAUGAGAACCGCAACACCGCCGCCUACUGGAAGCGCAUCUUCGUGAAGAAGCCGUGCUUCACGCUGGUCCGCGUUCGGGCCUUCAUUUAUUUCGUGAUCGCGCUGUUGAUCAUGGUCAUCGGUACGUACAGCAUCUUCUCGGGUUUGUGA
Molecule: messenger RNA, 1800 nt
Organism: Leptomonas pyrrhocoris
Lineage: Eukaryota; Euglenozoa; Kinetoplastea; Trypanosomatida; Trypanosomatidae
Product: putative mitochondrial amino acid transporter, putative (AAT20)
Exons: 1
Coding region: 382-1800 (472 amino acids)
Biological process (GO): amino acid transmembrane transport
Cellular component (GO): vacuolar membrane
Molecular function (GO): amino acid transmembrane transporter activity
Source: RefSeq, a predicted model, not a curated record